Molecule: messenger RNA, 3240 nt
Organism: Entamoeba invadens IP1
Lineage: Eukaryota; Evosea; Mastigamoebida; Endamoebidae
Product: serine-threonine protein kinase, putative
Exons: 2
Coding region: 1-3240 (1079 amino acids)
Biological process (GO): protein phosphorylation
Molecular function (GO): ATP binding; protein kinase activity
Source: RefSeq, a predicted model, not a curated record
AUGUUUAUCAUCUUGUCACUUCUGAUUCUUAACUUCGCUCGAUCCGAACAAAUAAAAAGUGACCCUUUGUGCUCUCCUGGAUGCUCGUCAAAUUGUAUGGCUGACUACACAUGCACUAAAGAUUGCACUGAAAAUUAUGACAACGACGGUGCGUGCACCACUUGUAAAGUCCCACAGAAAGGGGAAAAUAAUUUAACAGUGUUUAUUAAGCAAGACGACGUCUGUUACAAGUUUACAAAUAAAGAAACUAGCCAAGUUGGAAACAGUUGGCUUCCACAAGAAGACGAUAUUACUGAACUUAACCUGGACUCUCCAAUAACUUUUAAAAUCGACGGGAAGUGCUACUUCGACUUUUCAUUUUGCUAUUACCCACAGAAGUAUAGACUUGGGAGGUGGUUCAAAAUCAAUAUGACGCAAUUUACUAUGGACCACUUUAACGUGUUUCUGACUAAACCAAGGAAUGAUCCAGUCGCAUUCUAUUUUGAUGGGACGCACUCCCAGAGAGAUAUGAAAAGUGCAAAGUGUUUAGUACAUUCGUCCCUUCCAGAAACUAUGUUUGAGAAUGUCCUCAAGUUUCCCGUUUUUUCUCCUUACAAAGGAGUUGUUGGAAGGGAAAACGAUUCAUACUUUGACUACUUUUUUGUGAGCAUUGAUGGGACCAAAGAAGUGAUAGUGGAAAUGGAAAUUAAAGAGGAACAAGGCAAACAAUUGGUGCCAAAAAUAACGAUUGAACAGGCUGAUGCUGAUAGACUGAUUACUAAUCUUUCAGAGGUAAUGGAAAUACAUAUCAACUUCGAAUCUGAAAAUUUCUUUGCAUAUCCCGCGUGUAUGCCAGGUAUAUUCAUGAAAAUCUAUGUGUUCCACAUUAAAUACAUUGGUAACUAUUACUUAUUGUUUGAUUCCCGAGAGAACAAUCGAGUCAAUUUGAUGUCUGAGUACGUCACAGUGACUGAAAAGAAUGGAUCAAAGCACAAUGACUGUGUGUUCCUAUGGGAAGGGAAAAUAUUCAGUGAAUAUAAUGAAGGCGUUGACAAGGAAGGGUUUUUAGUUCGGAUCAAUGGCACCGUCGACAGAGAAAGACAAUUUUUAAUAGCGACUGAAGAUAGAAGAGGCAACUUUACCGUUAAAGUUCGAGGGAUAUGUCCUGAGAACUGCAAUAUGGAUAAGGGGUGGGGUCUUUGUAGCAGUUAUAAUGCUUCUUGUAUGUGUAAUGAUGCGUAUGGAGGGGAUAAUUGUCAUGAAAAAUGUUAUUACAAAAACAAAUGGACUGUUACUGAAUAUUCCAAUUUGUGCUAUUUUGGCGUUGUCAAUUGUGACCAAUAUUGUAAAUGCACUUCUGGAAGUACAUUUAAAGAUCAUUUGUGUUAUUCAACAGAAUGUUUGAAUGGCCAAUUAGGGCCUUUGGAUGAGUGUCACCGUGGGACUGAAGGGUGUUAUGACAACUGUGGAUGUAUGAAUAAUAUAGGAUUCUUCCCUAACGAAAAACAUGAGUGCAUUCAUGAAAUGUGUGGAAAUGACGAGAUUGAUGAAUACUUUGAUGCAGAUGGAACUUUAAUACGGAAAGAAGAAUGUGACGGUGGUCCCAAUUGUCUUGAAAAUUGUCGAUGUGAGGAAGGAUAUGUUCCUGAUAAAGAAAGCGAACUUGGGUGUGUUAAAAAGCAGUUAGGAGGAGGAGCCAUUGCCGGGAUAGUUAUAGGUGGUGUUGUUUUCUUUGUUAUUCUUGUUAUUAUACUUGUCAUCAUCAUUGUGUUUGGUCUUGAAUACAAAAAGCAAGACAUCAACCGAUUCAAAACACAACAACCACGGUACCACUACUACAUUAGUGGUUCAAUGAACCUUCCUGGAGGCAAAGGAGAGAAGUACGAAAUCACUCCAACCACUUUAAAUUUUGGAAAUGAGACGGAGGCAACUAACAUAUUUGAAACAAGAUUUGAACGAAUGGAAGUGAAAAACAAUAGUAGAAAUAAGUAUAUGAUGGUCAUUUUUCACACCCCAUUUACUCCAAAGUACACAUUCUACUUUGACCCACAAGUCGCUAUUCUAAAACCAAGAACACUCGCUAAGGAAGUCACAACGUAUAUGACACUGCAAUGCUCGUGCAAGAUACGAGGAAUGAAAAUACCAUACACCGUCUGGUUCUCGAAGAAAAUUACUGUUUUGCGAGAAAUUGAGGCGGUUUUGAAAGAUAAAACUUUUGAGGAAUGGAUGCCAAGUGACCAAGUCAAAAUUGAAAAUUUGUGCAAACAUGUGGAUUGUAGAAUGCAUGGGAGUAUCAUCAUAGCGACAGACUCGAUGAGUUCCACACAUAUUGAUAUGGACGAAUUAAAUAUGUCCGAAACCCCCAUUGCGGAAGGUGCUAUGGGUAAAGUCUUUGUUGGGAACUACCGAAGUGUUCCCGUCGCGGUGAAGCAAUUUCGAUGGGAGAAUCUUGAUGAUCAAGAAUUUCAGGAGCUUAAACAUGAAGUAACACAAGAAUGUGACAUGAUGAGUAAAUUGCGGAAUCCAUUCAUUGCGAAUUACAUUGGUUCAGUGACUUAUAUUCCUCAAAUUUCAAUGGUUAUCCAAUUCUUUGUGUUGGGGUCGUUGGGAGAGUAUUUGAGAGAGGAGAACGACGAUUUCAUUCGACUUCCGUACCGACUUAAAGUACGUAUGUUGUAUGAUACAGCUAAAGGAAUGCAAUUUCUUCACGAGAAUCGAAUUAUGCAUUUGGAUUUGAAACCAGAUAAUUUAUUAGUUAAUUCAUUGGAUACAGAGUCUGCUUGCACUAUUAAAAUCACAGACUUUGGUACUUCUCGAUUUACUAAAAAGAAAUUAAAAAACAACGACGCGGAGUAUAAGGGGUUGGGUACACCGAUUUAUGCGGCACCAGAAACAUUUGUCGAUGUGUACACAUUCGCAGGUGAUGUGUAUUCAUUCGGAAUAACAGCUUGGGAAGUCUUUUACCAAGAAGAACCUUAUAAAACAUUCAAAUCAAUUUUCGACAUCAAGAAGUUUGUGGAAAAUGGAGAGAGACUUUCACUUGAUCGAGGAAUACCACAGGAAUACGCCGAAGUCAUCGCAGAAUGCUGGAGACAAAACUAUAGCGAUAGACCAGACUUCGACAAAAUCACGCGAAGUCUUGUAAACGUCGAAACAAAAUCGCAUGGAUUUUUCGAUUUUGAUAGUCAAGUCGAUGAAGAAAGAAUAGCAGAAGUUAUUGGAAAUAAAACAGAAAGGUUGAAAAGGUUCUUGGCAGAGUGA